Molecule: messenger RNA, 1730 nt
Organism: Paraphaeosphaeria sporulosa
Lineage: Eukaryota; Fungi; Ascomycota; Dothideomycetes; Pleosporales; Didymosphaeriaceae
Product: acyl-CoA dehydrogenase NM domain-like protein
Exons: 1
Coding region: 346-1548 (400 amino acids)
Molecular function (GO): flavin adenine dinucleotide binding; acyl-CoA dehydrogenase activity
Source: RefSeq, a predicted model, not a curated record
AAGUUGUUGAAGGCGUUUGCCAAGUGCUUCGGUGUAGCGCGCAUUUGGCCGAUGGGUAGCAAGCUUGGGAUCGGCUAGUGGAGCGAGAAGCCGAAGCUCGGUUGUACAUCCCCAUUCGGUUAUGUCAUACCUUCAUAGCGUGAGAUAUCGGUUGUACAGACACUCCUACAUAGUGCUGAUCAUACGUCCUUGUUGAAAAGAGCUGUGAAGCGAGGAAGGAUGUCGAUUUCAUUUUGCAAUGCGGUGCACCGAGCAGCGCUCUUUUCGCGGUGCUACACAAACCCCCAAACUGUUGGUUUGUUUGGACGAUGGCGACCUUUCUCCACAACAAGGAGUACGCGCAUCAUGGAAACCACCGGGUUCACAGAGACACAACUUGAGGUCCGAGAAGCUGUAGGUGCGAUCUGUUCGCAGUUUCCCAACACGUACUGGCAAGAGCGCGACCAGAGCGGGCAAGACCCAAAGGACUUCCACGCAGCUCUCGCAAAAGACGGAUGGCUGGGUAUUGCGCUUCCAGAAGCCUUCGGUGGCUCAGGCCUUGGGAUCUCCGAAGCUACCAUGAUGAUGCAGACGAUCGCAGAGUCUGGUGCAGGCAUGGCUGGCGCGCAAAGCAUCCAUGCCAACGUAUACGCAACGCAGCCGCUCGCCAAAUUUGGAUCCCAGGCGAUGCUCGAGGAGACGAUUCCCAAGAUCGUGUCAGGGGAGUGGCGCACCUGUUUUGGCGUCACGGAACCCAAUGCAGGGCUUGAUACAUUACGACUGAGCACUACCGCAAAGAAGAUGGAUGACGAUACGUACAGCAUUACCGGCCAGAAGAUUUGGAUCACGUGCGCACAGGUUGCCCAUCGCAUGAUCCUCCUCGCGCGCACCACACCUCGCGAGGAAGCUGCAAAACCAUCACAGGCACUUUCAAUCUUUUGCAUUCCCCUUGAUCGAUCUGCACCAGGACUCGACAUGCGCAAGAUUGCGAAGAUGGGUGGCCGUGCGGUCGACGCGAACGAAGUGUUUUUCGACGAUUACCGCGUGCCGGCGUCUUCGCUCAUCGGUAAAGAAGGCCAGGGUUUCCAAAUAAUCCUGCAUGGCAUGAACGCAGAGCGGUGUCUGCUGGCAGGCGAAGCACUGGGGUUGGGCUACGUGGCGCUCGCAAAGGCAGCGGCGUACGCGCGCGAGCGUACUGUAUUCAAUCGCCCCAUCGGCAGUAAUCAGGGUGUUGCGCAUCCACUAGCGGAUGCGUAUAUGCGCCUCGAGGCUGCUAAGUUGGCGACGUACCAUGCGGCGCGCCUAUACGACGCAUCGAAGAAUGAUGCGAGCAUCCGACAAGAUGCGGUUGGUAUUGCCGCCAAUAGCGCAAAGUAUGUUGCUGCCGAGGCGGCAUUCAAUGCCUGCGAAAAGGCGGUUCUUGCUCAUGGAGGAAUGGGUUAUGCUGUUGAGUAUGAUGUCGAGAGGUGGUUCAGGGAGUGUCUUGUGCCGAGGAUUGCGCCUGUCAGUAGAGAGAUGAUAUUGAAUUACGUGGGCGAGAAGGUACUGGGUCUACCAAGAAGCUACUAGCUCACAAAUUGCAAGAUCAAUACCGUUGUAGAUGGGAGAGAUAGCGAUCUAGCACCCAAACGCUACCUGUUACUGGGAUUUGAAGAAAGACACGUCUUCAUCUCAUCACACACCAAAUUUGCUACAAAAACUGCAUGUAUUUAUCGACGUUCAAGGUAUUGAGACGUAGAUCGUCAAGGUCG